Oppia nitens is the source of this 885-nucleotide messenger RNA. Its product is annotated as 7alpha-hydroxysteroid dehydrogenase-like. Lineage: Eukaryota; Metazoa; Arthropoda; Arachnida; Sarcoptiformes; Oppiidae. The transcript has 4 exons. The coding region runs from base 9 to 842 and encodes 277 amino acids. The record is from RefSeq and is a predicted model, not a curated record.
AUAAUAAAAUGGCAUCAAAUAAUUUCUACGAUGAAGUUAGAAACUCACGAAACUUUACCGGAAAAGUAGUGUUAGUUACCGGAUCGGGGGCUGGUAUCGGGGCUUCAAUUGUCAAGUUAUACUCAGCACUGGGAGCUAAUGUAGUGAUCACCAGUAGAAAAGCAGAUGCUGUACAUAAAGUAGCUCUUGAAGCACAACAAUUGUCACCUAAAAAACUCAAGCCAUUGGAGGUAAUUGCAGAUUUAACUAAAAGUGAUGAAUUGACAAACUUGUUAAACGAAACAAUCAAAACUUUCGGUAAAUUAGAUAUUUUGGUCAACAAUGCCGGCGGUUUACCCCUGGGUCUUAUAUCUGACCCAAAAUUUAUUGAUAAACUCAAGUCAGCCGAAACACUUGAUAUCAAUGCAAAUCUAGAGCUGACACAACUGGCCAUUCCUUAUCUCGAGAAAACCAAAGGCAAUAUUGUUAUGAUUACAUCAAAUAUGACUGAAAGACCGUUAAAAGGUUGGCUUAAUUAUAUUAUUGCUAAAAGUGCAUUGGAGGAUGCAACCAAGGUGCUUUCAUUUGAAUUAGGUAGUAAAGGCAUACGUAUUAACUCAGUCAGCCCCGGUAUUAUUGACUCUAAACCUGAGAUUUUGGAGCCAACACUCGUAUCUAUAUUUAAUAAGACAGCAAAUCGGACUCCUUUGGGCCGAAUAGGCAAACCCAAUGACGUUGCGGCCGCUGUUGUGUUCCUGAGCUCAUCGGACGCCCGAUUCAUAACUGGACACAGUUUAGUAGUCGACGGCGGACUUAAAUAUAAUAUGGACUCAGAAUUGUUUGAAAAUUAUGGAUUAGAAUAAUACGUAAAAUUUCUGUCUUUUAUUAUUUUAUUGUUAUUUAUAA